CAGGUGCUAAAAAUGGAUGAUACUCCUGUCCGUAGCAUGAGCCUGCUCUGGUUGUGCUGAGACUGCUCAAUGCUGAGCUCCAUUGAGGACAGGUUUAAAGGGCUUGAAUGCCUUCUGCUGAGGCAGGGCAUCUACCGACCACUCUUUACAUGCCCUCUGCCGCGGCCCGCUGGCCUUUGUGUCACCCAACAAUGAUGGCACCCGAGCACCACGGCCAGGCAGCGAUCAUUGUUCCCCUCGGCCAAUGGGAACCCAACAAAUAGAUGUGUAUGAAAUGUGUGAGUUUCUGUGCAUAUGUGUGUGUACGGCAACGCAAAGGUGAAUGCAUGCUAACAGAAUGCAUCUUUCACACCAAGCUUUUGCAUCGACUCUGUGACGAAGGGGAGGGGGACGUCACACCAAGAAGGAGCCAAUCAGACAUUAGCUGUUUGGAUUUAUGCCAGGGUUUUUAGGCUUGUAAGACUUUAGUACAAGUCACAAAACUCAGUUUAAAAAAAUAAAAAGCCAGCUGAGACGAGAUGCCGUACACACCGUCUGGCUUUUUCUGUGACCGGCUGAUCCGGGAGCGAGAGAGGAGAGACGGGGAAGGGUCUCUGAACAAGCCCCUCCGCUUCAACAGCCAGGACUUCAGCGUCCUGAGACAGGAGUGCGAUCAGAGGAAGAGCCUGUUCGAGGAUGAGUCUUUCCCCGCCACUGUGGAGUCUUUGGGCUUCAAGGAGCUCGGACACAAGUCCAACAAGGUCAAGAACAUCGUCUGGAAGAGGCCCAAGGAAAUCUGUGAGAACCCUCAGUUCAUUGUUGGAGGAGCGAGUAGGACAGACAUCUGCCAGGGAGAUCUGGGUGACUGCUGGUUGCUUGCGGCCAUCGCCUGCCUCACCCUGAAUGAGAAGCUCCUGUUUCGCGUCGUUCCUCAGGAGCAAAGCUUCUCAGAGAGCUAUUCAGGAAUCUUCCACUUCCAGUUCUGGCGUUAUGGAGACUGGGUCGAUGUCGUCAUUGACGACCGCAUCCCGACCUUCAACAACCAGCUGGUGUUCACCAAGUCCGCCGAGAGGAACGAGUUCUGGAGCGCCCUGCUGGAGAAGGCCUACGCCAAGCUUCACGGCUCCUACGAGGCCCUCAAGGGAGGAAACACCACCGAGGCCAUGGAGGAUUUCACCGGAGGAGUCACUGAGUUCUACGAGAUGAAGGAAGCUCCCAAAGAGCUCUACAAGAUCAUGAAGAAAGCUCUGGAGAGAGGCUCCCUCAUGGGCUGCUCCAUCGAUUCUCUGGUGCCCGCUCGCUUUGAGACUCGUACCGUGACGGGACUUGUGAAGGGGCACGCGUACUCUGUGACGGCAGUGGAGGAGUGUAAAGCGUCUCAACAUAAGGAAACUAAAGUCCGUCUGGUGCGUCUCAGGAACCCGUGGGGUCAGGUGGAGUGGAACGGCCCCUGGAGUGACAACUCCAAGGAGUGGGCCACGCUCUCUAAAACUGAGAAAGAGAAGCUGCAGCACCAGAGUGCUGAGGACGGAGAGUUCUGGAUGUCAUUUGAGGACUUCAAGAAGAACUACACAAAGAUCGAGAUCUGUAACCUCACCCCCGACGCCCUGGAGGACGAUAAGAUUCACAAGUGGACAGUCUCUGUGAACGAGGGCCGCUGGGUGAGAGGCUGCUCCGCCGGUGGCUGCAGGAACUACCCAGACACUUUCUGGACCAACCCUCAGUACCGCCUGCGUCUGCUGGAGGAGGACGACGACCCCGAGGACAACGAGGUGGGCUGCACCUUCGUGGUGGCUCUGAUGCAGAAGAACAGGAGGAAAGAGCGCAAGAUGGGAGCCAACCUCUUCACCAUCGGAUUCGCCAUCUAUGAGGUGCCAAAGGAGAUGCACGGAAACAAGCAGCACAUGCAGAAGGACUUCUUCCUGUUCAACUCCUCCAAAGCUCGCUGUAAGUCCUACAUCAACCUGCGCGAGGUGACCCAGCGCUUCCGCCUGUCGCCCGGGGAGUACGUCAUCGUCCCCUCCACGUACGAGCCGCACCAGGAGGGCGAGUUCAUCCUGCGAGUCUUCUCUGAAAAGAGGAACACCUCAGAGGAGAUAGAGAACAGGAUUGAGGCCGAUCAUCCUGUGCCGGCGCCGGCCUCGGCGGGGGAAGAGAGCGAGGACGACCAGCAGUUCAGAACGAUUUUUCAGGAGAUAGCCGGUGAAGAAAUGGAAAUCACAGCCAAUGAACUGAAAAAUGUUCUCAACAGAGUGAUCACCAAACAUAAGGACCUGAACACAGAGGGCUUCAGCUUGGAGAGCUGCAGGAGCAUGAUUGCUCUGAUGGACAUGGAUGGGACAGGUAGACUCAAUCUUCAGGAGUUCAGACAUCUGUGGAAUAAAAUCAAACAGUGGCAGGGAAUCUUUAUGCACUAUAACGCCGACCAAAUCGGAACCAUCAACAGCUACGAGAUGAGGAACGCUGUCAACGAUGCAGGCUUCCGUCUCAACAACCAGCUGUAUGACAUCAUCACCAUGCGCUACGCUAACGAGAGCAUGAACAUCGACUUCGACAGCUUCAUCAGCUGUCUGGUUCGGCUCGAAGCCAUGUUCAGGGCGUUCCAGGCCUUUGAUCAGGAUGGAGAUGGUUCAAUCAGACUCAGUGUCCUGGAGUGGCUCCAGUUGACCAUGUACGCCUGAAAAGUCCCAUUUUCUCCCAGGUGAGCUCCUCUCCACACGAGGACCAGACCUGCCAGCCUUUACCUCAAAUAUUCACUGUGCCCGAUCGUCGUCCGCUCUCCUCCGCCUCACCUCCAGACUUCCCCCCAAAAAACCCCCUCUGCUCUCUCUCUCCUCCUCCAGAAUGUUCAGCAUGCUCCUUCCGUUUUUAUCUCUUUCUCCAAAGUUUCCACAUUUCUCUCUUCACUUGUUCUUCCUCUAAUCAGUCUUUAUUUUCGGUCACUAGCCUUUUUUAUUUGAACACAGCUGUACGGUACUUUUCUCAGGCAUCAAACACACAGAACCUCUUUUUUUUCUGUCACGAUACCUCACGGAGCUCCUUCUACCACCUCCUCAUGUGUUCUUCUUCUUCUGUCAUCAAACUGGGCGGUCAGGGUGUUCUUCCUGUUUUCUGGGCUCUCUGGUGGACAGUGAAUAAACUCGUAAACCACCCUUUAAACCUGUUCUGAGUCUGAUAAUCAAACUUACACUCUGUAGGGAUUUCCAGGCCUCCUGAGUAAAUAUCACCAGAUGUUUUUAAUCGCCUGUUUUUGUGAAUUGAGCGAUCCUGCAGGAAUUUUUGUUUUCCUCAACAACAGUCACGACUCGCCCCAACACUGGCGUCUGUGCUCCAGUCUCUCCGGACAAACUCAGGCUUCUCUGGUGCAUCUCAGCUCCAGAACCCCCCGAGGUUUCACCUUCCUCCUCCUCCUCCUCCUACAGUCCAGUCCACCAGCCGUUCAGCUCUUUGAUGGAUGAGAUUUAUGAACAAGACUGCGGAGCUGAGGAGUUUUUAUUUAACAGACGUUCGUGGUUCAAAUGUGGAUUUUAAAGAAUAUGGCUUCCAGGUUGGACUGCAGCUUUUUGUGAUUUCUUUUCUUAUUAAGGCUUUGGUCAAAUGAGUGUACUGCAUUUUUAAAUAUUUUAACCAAAUAAAUAAAUGUGUAGCUGUGGGUGUGACUGUGUUGA
This is a messenger RNA of Notolabrus celidotus (New Zealand spotty), 3647 nucleotides long. It is a transcript of the gene capn3a, whose product is annotated as calpain 3a, (p94). NCBI's taxonomy places the organism in Eukaryota, Metazoa, Chordata, Actinopteri, Labriformes, Labridae. Gene Ontology annotation, biological process: negative regulation of apoptotic process; proteolysis. Gene Ontology annotation, cellular component: cytoplasm. The record is from RefSeq and is a predicted model, not a curated record. The transcript has 21 exons. The coding region runs from base 519 to 2660 and encodes 713 amino acids. Gene Ontology annotation, molecular function: calcium-dependent cysteine-type endopeptidase activity; calcium ion binding.